Xenopus tropicalis (tropical clawed frog) is the source of this 882-nucleotide messenger RNA. RefSeq names its product bitter taste receptor 24 (gene t2r24). NCBI's taxonomy places the organism in Eukaryota, Metazoa, Chordata, Amphibia, Anura, Pipidae. Gene Ontology annotation, biological process: G protein-coupled receptor signaling pathway; sensory perception of taste. The record is from RefSeq and is marked provisional. Gene Ontology annotation, cellular component: membrane. Gene Ontology annotation, molecular function: G protein-coupled receptor activity; bitter taste receptor activity.
AUGCUGUCAGAAUUCCACUUGAUUUUCGUCAUUGCUCUUGUUCUAUCAUGGACUUGUGGGACCGUCCUGAACUCAUCCAUUGUAGCCGUGUAUCUCAGUGACUGGAAGAAGGGAUUGAACCUCGGUGCCUGCAAUGGAAUCAUUCUCGCCAUGGGUUGCACCAACCUACUCCUGCAGUGGUUUUUAACAUUCCAUCUGAUGUCUCUGACGUACCAAUUAUUCAUUAUUUUUGCCAAACCGUUACUUUUAUCUGUUGUUUCCUUUAUAGUAAACUUUUCAGUUUCUCUCUCAUUUUGGCUCACUGCCUGGCUCUCCGGCUACUACUGUGUGCGACUGGUCAACUCCUCCAACAGAUUUUUCAUCCGAUUAAAAAGAGGAAUGUCCAUGGUGGUUACAUACUGCCUACUGGGAACAGUGGUUACUCUGUUCAUUAUUCAAGUGCCCGUUAUUUGGAAAGUACACACUAAACUCAACCAGAAUCUAACAAAUAUUUAUAGUGCCUUCGACAAUUAUACUGAACUUGCUUCAGUUAAUGCCACAUUUGCGUGCUUCCUCCCAACUAUUAUAACUUCCUUCUGCAUUGGACUCAGCCUGAUCUCCCUUCUGAAACAUAUCUGGAGGUUGAAGCAGAAUGCUUCUCAGUUCUGGAACCCUCAGCUGAAGAACCACUUUAAAGCCUGCAGGACAAUGCUACUUCUUUUGACUGUGAACUUGAUAUUCUUUCUGGCUAUUUCUAUUUCCUUUCGGUAUAAGCUUGAUGAUCCUAGGCAAUAUGUAGCUUGGUUUAUUAUGUCGUCCAAUCCCUCAAGCCAAGCCGUAAUUCUUUUGUUUGGCAACUCCAGGUUAGCAACUGCCUGGUCAAAGGUCUUGUUUUCUCAUUAA